Molecule: messenger RNA, 711 nt
Organism: Dibothriocephalus latus
Lineage: Eukaryota; Metazoa; Platyhelminthes; Cestoda; Diphyllobothriidea; Diphyllobothriidae
Source: the annotation of a GenBank genome assembly
AUGGCCUCCUUAGGCAUUACGCCAACAGCAUUUACGUCACGAGAGGCAGUGCAUGUGUUACCCAGUCAACAACAACAAACCAUUGUUCAUGUCCCAGCUGGAUAUGAAGAUGUUCAGCUGCUCUCAGACUACCUCACCCUUAUUUACCCAAUAGACGUGGAGGUGAGCUCGGACGCCAGACAGGUCACCAUUCGUGGUGCCCAGCCUGAUGAACUGUGCAACGCGCAGAACUUUGCGCUGCGCUUUUUAGGCCCGGAAUCGGUUAUGGUGCUGAAGAUGCCCUUUGGAAUUCAGGUGCUCUGCACCAUCAAGACGAUUCGCCGUUACUUUGCUGUGCGGUGCCGUGUCAUCGUCACCGUCCGCGGCAAUAAGGCCCUUAUUCUGCGCGACUACGAUCAGCUUCAGGCUGUCAGCCCAGCCCUCAAGUCCGGUCUUUUCGACCUCUUGGUAGAAAUGGAGGCUUCAGUCUCGACAACAGCAGCAGCAGCAGCAGUGACGGCAACAGCCAGUCAGGGGUUUCCUGACACUGGCUUGCCAACCGCUGACGAGUCCGAAGAGCCCGCCUUUGUGGAAGCCUUUCGUAAACCUAGGGGUCAAGACCCUGCUGCAGUCUUCCGGGGAAAGAAAACAAAGCUGGUAAACUGUCUCUGCACUAAUGGUUUAAAGUCAACUUCUACGCAGGUCCGGACGGUCCUGCCGUUUGGGUUUUGA